Molecule: messenger RNA, 2205 nt
Organism: Lepisosteus oculatus (spotted gar)
Lineage: Eukaryota; Metazoa; Chordata; Actinopteri; Semionotiformes; Lepisosteidae
Source: RefSeq, a predicted model, not a curated record
CUUGGAGCUCCCAGGAGUGAGACUGGCUCAUCAGAUCUGUCCCUGCGUGAUUCAGUAACCCCAGGUCUCCUCUGUACAGAGCUGAAGAAGGGAAAUGAAGACGCCUUCGCUGAGGGGGAUAUUAUACUCCCGGCUGAUCGGAAUGCCAAUGUGAAGGGUGUGUGGCCCACGACAGAUGGCAGGAUUUCCAUCCCCUAUGAGAUCUCCAAUGACCUUGCCUCAAAGGUGGAUGAUAUAAAUAAAGGCAUUCAAAUGAUCUCCUCUUCAACCUGCAUCAGGUUUCACCAGCGUACCACGGAGACCAAUUACCUCUAUUUCAUAUUCAGCACCGGGUGUGCCUCCUAUGUUGGGAACCUGCAGCAGGGCCCUCAGAAUGUCUUUGUUGGGAGCGGCUGCAGUGGUGGCAACCUAGCGCACGAGCUGAUCCACGCGCUGGGCUUCCACCACGAGCAGUCCCGCAUGGACCGUGACAGCUACAUCACCAUCCAGUGGCAGAACGUCAUGAGCGGGAAGGAAAAUAACUUUGAAAUGAAAGAGGGGAAUACCCUAGGGCUGCCCUAUGACAUGGAUUCCAUUAUGCACUAUGGGGAGUUUUUCUUCUCCUCAAAUGGGGAAGCCACCAUUGUACCUAAAUCGGGAGGUGUGAAGAUUGGCCAGAGAACCCAUCUCAGUGUCCUGGAUAUCAAAAGAAUCAACAAACUAUACAAGUGUGAUACUCGGGAAGUGAUGGCCUUGGAGCAGAACCUUAUCCAAAGUCCCACUGUGAACUCGGGGCCAAGUAACUCCACCAGCUCUCCUGCUGCCUACAGUAGUGUAGAGCCAACUGCUGCCCUGGGCUGGGCCGCAGGGGGAGAGCAGCAUACUUCUGGCACCGCUGGGGCUCCUACAAGCUAUAUGGGUUUCCCCGGCUCCCCUGUAAGCCACUCGCCCACAGAGAGGGCACAAGACGGACGCACGGAGCAGCCUAUCUCCUCUGGUUCUGUGCCGGAGGUGGGCUGGCAGGAGUUCACUGGUACUACAGAGCAGCCUGCUGAGCGCAGCACUGAAGGCCCCAGCCCCUCCCUCUUGAACAGGCUGAAGCGUGCCUGUGACUUCGAGGGGGUCCUGUGCGGCUGGUCGCAGGCCAAUUGGGAUGAUCUGGACUGGGAGUUGCACCAUGAGAUGCUGGUUCCGCCUUCUGCUGAUGACCAGGACCGCUGCAGGAACCUGACCAGGCAGUACCUGUACAUCCAGGCAGAGUUCCCGUGGCAGAGUGGCCAGACUGCGGUGCUGCAGAGUGGGGAGCUGUCUGGAGAGGUGUGCCUGUCCUUCUGGUACAGCAUCUUUGGGGCAGGAGUGGGCUCUCUGGCUGUGCUGGUCCAGUAUAGCACCACCCCUAAUGAUGAGCUCCAGGUGUGGGCAGGCAGAGGCCAACACAGCAGGCAGUGGUUCUUUAAAACUCUGGACAUUACUGGGAAGCCUGGCCAGACGUUCAAGAUCCUGUUUGUAGGCACCCUUGCCAGCGACUUCUGUGGCGACGCUGCCCUGGACGUGGUGCAGGUGGAAAGGGGACCGUGUGGGGGCCAGUACCAUGUGAGAGAGGGGCAGUGGCUGCCUCACUCCUCGGCGCCCCCUGCCGCCUCCUCCUCCUCCCUGUCCCCGGGCCUCCUCCUCCUCUGUGACUUUGAGAGCUCGCCAUGCAGCUGGACGCAGUGGCAGAACAAUGACUUCGACUGGGGUUUGCACAGAGAGGAGGUCCUGAUUGUGGACGGGCCACAGCAGGAGACCGAGGGUGACUGCCCAAAAUCGCAAGGACAGUACCUGUACAUUGAGGCAGCUCCUCGGGUGAGCGGCCAGACGGCGGUGCUGAUGAGCCCCGUGCUGCAGGGCUCCGUGUGCCUGAGCUUCUGGUACCGCAUCCUGGGACAGGGAGUGGGCUCUCUCAGCGUGUACGUGCUUUACACUGACCGUCUGGACAGCUGGCGCCAGCUGUGGGUAGGCCAGGGCACUGGGGUGAGGACCUGGGCCUUUGCACAAGUGGAGCUCUUAACGGAGCCUGAGCAAGCAUUCCAGCUGUUGCUGGAAGGCAAGAUUGGAGAAGGCAACUGUGGAGAUGCAGCGGUAGACAACCUCCUGAUCACACGAGACCACUGUAGCAGCACGGAGAAACACCAGCCCUGCCACAAAGCUGGCGAUCGGUAGAAUAAACAAACAUUUGCUAACCCA